This is a messenger RNA of Beta vulgaris subsp. vulgaris (sugar beet), 3940 nucleotides long. RefSeq names its product pentatricopeptide repeat-containing protein At1g18900. The transcript has 3 exons. Gene Ontology annotation, molecular function: protein binding. Lineage: Eukaryota; Viridiplantae; Streptophyta; Magnoliopsida; Caryophyllales; Amaranthaceae. Bases 871 to 3495 code for a protein of 874 amino acids. The record is from RefSeq and is a predicted model, not a curated record.
CAAAAACAGAGCAGAUCUUUUACAGCCCCCCCAGUUUGCUUGGAGAAAACUCAAGAGUUGACUGUAAAAGGGGCGAACCAAGGAGAAGAGGAGCCGCCCUCUCUUCUCUCUCUAAUUUCAUUUUUCUCUCUCCUCUCUCGUUUAAUCGCCCACACUCACAUGCGAUUGAAGGGUCCAUUUUUCUAAUUUUUUUUCUUGGGAUACAAUUCAUUUGAUGACAAUGGGAGCUGAUCGUUGGUAGAAGUUGAUUUAUGAGAGCUGCCAACAACUUACCGUUGGGGAUCUUCCCCAAUUUCCCUUUGUCUUUUCUCUCUUUUCUUUAUUUUUGGGCCUUUUAAAAGUUGGGUUGUUUUCAUUUCUGUCAAAUUUUAUGUUAGUUGACAAAUUAUUGGUGGCAUGAUUAUAAUAUGUAAAAUUUCAUUGAGUCUAUCUAUGUUAGAUUCUUAAUUCCAACUAAUAUUAGUUGACAAAUUAUUGGUGGCAUGAUAGAGAAUGAUGCUACUUCAUUAGUCACUAGUCAGUAUCUCGUGGUUCGUCUGCUGUCUAUCGUAACUAGUUUCUGAAAGCCAAGUUGUAACAUGGCUAUAAGCACUCUGCAGUCAAAAAUUUGAAGGCAAGAUCUUUGCUAGAGAGACUAAACAUGGUCUGAGUUGAAAUGCGCCGUGUGUCUGUGGGGACUGUUGGAGAGGAGAUAGAGUAGUAGUAUCUAUGAAGUAUGAACAAUUGAUGAGAAACUAUAUUAGAUGAAGUUCAUGUGGGUAUCAUAUCUUGAAAAUAAAUGAUCAAUAUGAUCAAUCAACUUGAAUGAGGAGCAAUACUUUUGCUUUUUUCUCGAAGUCUUUGAUGGAGGUUUGACUGCAUCUUGAUGCUAUGCUUCGAGCCAAGCAGAUCAGUAACUUUUCCAAUUGUGCUAGAUCCAUACUAUAUAGUGGGUCAAGAUGUAGUACAAACGAUGGGAGCUCAUGCUCCUGUGCUGAUGAUGAAAAAUGCAUCUCAAGGAGACAGACUUCAUUGCUUCGGCCAAAAUCAUCAGCUGUGGUGUCCUCACCUGUUGCAAGGGUAGAAUCUGUGGUCUCCAAGGAUGCUGCCAAGGCUUCUCGAAACCCGGAAAAUGUCAACACCUCAACUUCUCGUGCACAAGCUGUCUCUCUCUCAAGCACUUUGGGGAAACCUGAUUGUGUAAGUUAUUCCACCAGCGUCGAUUCUCAUCAAAAUGAUAUGACACAGUCACCAGCUCACAUAACGGAUCAAUUGGUGAAGGUAGGUAUUGCUGCAGUAGGUUUUAUAUCGGAUAUUGUAAAUUAUAAGAUUCCUCUAACAGAUGGAAGUGGAACAGCUUCCUCAGCGCAAACCUAUAUGGUUGGUCACAGUAGACACCGAGCAACUGUUAAACCUACACCUGUAAAAUCUGUAAAGAGAGACGAUGUUUAUGAUGUACAUGAGAAACCUUCUUCAGGAAAGGCGACUGCUUCUAGUCCUUCUGUGAAUUAUCAGGGUCCAAAAGGUAAAUCUGAUAAUCAUGGUCCUGCAGAAAGUGUCAGCCAUGAGACUAGUAGUAAGGCAGGAGUUUCAGUAGCAACUCAUGGUGUAGCAUCUGAUAGGAAAAGCUACGUAGGAACGCAGGGUGUUUCAUCCGAAAAGAAGAAUUAUACUUCUCAGAAAUCCAAGACAUAUGCGAAUAGCCCUAAUGUACAGGCCCCUAAAACAAAGUAUACUGGUAGAGUUCCCCAUUACAUAAAUAACCAUUCAAGAGAUUUGAAAUCUCAGGUAGGAACUGCCCCAUUUGGUAGGCAGUUUGUGAGCACUAGCCAAGUUGCUGGCAGUGUUUUGGAAAUAUUGAGAAAGCUCAAAUGGGGUCCUGCAGCAGAAGCAGCACUUGAGAAUCUCAAUUUGUCGGUUGAUGCUUAUCAAGCAAAUCAAGUCCUGAAGCAAAUUCCAGAUUAUGUAGCUGCACUUGGUUUCUUCUACUGGUUGAAACGGCGAGCAGGUUUUAAGCAUGAUGGGCAUACCUAUACUACCAUGGUGGGCAUCCUAGGUCGGGCUAGACAGUUCAAUGCAAUUAAUGUCUUGCUUGAUCAGAUGUCAAAAGAAGGAUGUGAACCUAAUGUAGUGACCUACAACCGUCUGAUACACAGCUAUGGUCGUGCAAACUAUCUGAAUGAAGCAAUUAAUGUUUUCCACCAAAUGCAGGAUGCCGGUUGUGAACCUGACCGAGUCACCUAUUGCACGCUUAUUGAUAUCCAUGCAAAAGCUGGAUUUCUCGAUGUUGCCUUGUACAUGUACCAGAAGAUGCAGGAGGCUGGCCUUUCUCCUGAUACAUUCACUUACAGUGUUAUGAUCAACUGCUUGGGAAAGGCGGGCCAUUUGGAUGCUGCCCACAAGCUGUUCUGUGAGUUGGUUGAUUCUGGUUGUAUCCCAAAUCUUGUUACGUAUAACAUCAUGAUUGCCUUGCAGGCUAAGGCAAGAAAUUACCCUGUCGCCCUGCAGAUCUACCGUGACAUGCAAAACGCAGGAUAUGAGCCUGACAAAGUCACAUACAGUAUCGUGAUGGAGGUCCUUGGACAUUGUGGUUAUCUCGAGGAGGCAGAAGCAAUAUUUUUUGAGAUGAAAAGUAAGAACUGGGUACCUGAUGAGCCUGUUUAUGGGCUUCUGGUGGACUUAUGGGGUAAAUCUGGGGAUGCUGGAAAAGCCCUACAGUGGUAUCAAGCAAUGCUCCAAGCUGGCUUGUAUCCGAAUGUGCCAACCUGCAACUCUUUGCUUAGUGCUUUUCUUCGCGUGCACAGACUCUCGGACGCUUACAACCUGCUCCUUAGCAUGGUCAACAUGGGACUUAAUCCUUCACUCCAAACUUAUACUUUGCUCCUUAGUUGUUGCACUGAAGCUAAAUCAUCAUUUGACAUGGGAUUUUGCGGUCAACUUAUGGCCAUCACGGGCCAUCCAGCACAUGUAUUUUUGCUGAAUAUGCCAUCAUCAGGACCUGAUGGACAGAAUGUUCGAGAUCACGUGGGAAGGUUCCUGGACCUGAUGCAUAGCGAAGACAGAGAAAGCAAACGAGGACUCGUUGAUGCUGUGGUGGACUUCCUCCACAAAUCAGGCUUGAAGGAGGAAGCUGGUUCUGUGUGGGAGGUUGCAGCUACAAAGAAUGUGUAUCCGGAUGCUGUGAAGGAGAAAAGCUCCUGCUACUGGCUAAUCAACUUACACGUCAUGUCAGAUGGAACUGCCGUUACCGCUCUUUCAAGGACGCUCGCCUGGUUCCGUCGGGAAUUGUUGAUAUCAGGUGUUGGUCCCACCAGGAUCGACAUUGUCACUGGGUGGGGCCGAAGGAGCAGGGUGACGGGAGCAUCUUUGGUGAGGCAGGCUGUUCAGGAGUUGCUUGAUUUAUUUAGCUUUCCAUUCUUUACCGAAAAUGGGAAUUCUGGGUGCUUUGUCGGAUGCGGGGAGGCCCUUAAUACAUGGUUGCAGCAACCAUACGUUGAGCGGAUGCAUUUGCUCUAGCUAUGACUCGACCGUAGUAAAUUGGUUGCAUUUUUGUGCUAGAUUGAGCAACUAAAUUUACUACUGAAUAAAUUAAAAGAGUGCUGUAUUUAGCUACCUUCUCUGUGAAGUUGUUUUAGGGUUUAGGUGCUAGUUUUUUCACUCUUGACAUACUCCCUUGCCUUAAAUCUUUUUGCUGGGCAUUUUGAAGUGCUGGUUCUAUUAAAAGUUAUUCAGGCAUUAGAAGCUUUUCAUGGUUCGUCGCAGAAUUGCAGGAGCAUAAGAUUCGAUGAUUUUAUUUUUAGUUUUUGUAAAGCAAUCGAGUUUUAUUUAUUGUAUCGUGGAAAUUUUCAGGAAGGAAAUUGUUAUUUCUUGAAAUUUUUGGCAAUAUCUUAUGUCUGUAAUCUGUAUGAAGAACUGUUCAUUGGAGCUUACUGUAGUGAUAUGAAACAUUUCUUUGGAACUU